This is a messenger RNA of Heterocephalus glaber (naked mole-rat), 5602 nucleotides long. NCBI's taxonomy places the organism in Eukaryota, Metazoa, Chordata, Mammalia, Rodentia, Bathyergidae. The record is from RefSeq and is a predicted model, not a curated record.
CGAGGCCAGGGCGAUAGCGCCCAUACAAGGUGUUCACGGCUCGUGUGGUGCGGGACUAGGGGCAAGAGCCAGCCUGACAGGUUCUUCGGAGCUCGGGGCCACGAGGGGGCGACUUGGGGGAGCUGAGCGCUGUCCUCGGCGUCCUUGGACUCCCGAAACGGAAUCGGUUCGGUUCCGAGCCUGGAUCCCUCAGUGGGGCUGGGUAGGAUCACAGUGGUAGGGAGCCCCCAGACAGGGACAAGUUCCACCUCUCGUCUGAAGGCUCAACACCUGACACCUGGAGUGCACGUGUGGAAGGUUUGCUUCCAGAAGGUUUGAAUGACCGCGCCGAUCAAUCCUGAAACUGCGCUGGUGUGAGGGGCACCGAACACGAACACCCACUGAAGCCCUGUGAUAGGUGGCAGGGCAGGGUUUGUGGCGGGAGCAAAGGGCCUGUUUGGGCUGAGAUAAGAGCAAGGAAGACGAUGCUAGCUAAGGCAGUGCUGGGGUCUGCGCUCUGGACAGUCACUCACAGAAUUUUCUGUAAUGGUAGAAUGAGUCCAGUCUAGGCCAGGCACAUGUGGCUAUGGAACUCUUGAAACGUGGCUAAUGUAAUUGAGAAAUUGAGUUUUUUAUUUUUUAAACUUUAAUUCCAAUUUUAAUAUGCACAUGUGGCUGCUAGUUACAGUGUUGAUGGUACAGCUCCAGAUCUAUGAGGCCAGCACCAGGAACUUGUGUGUAGAGUCUGGAGCAGCUGUAGCAACAUGUUAUUCAGGGAACAGACAGUAGUGGGAACAUAAAUGGAGUCUGCUGUGAGAGAUGAGCAAGGGCGGUACCUGCAUGAGGUGGGAAGCCGUGUGUGACUUAGAACAAGAAAAACAGCAGGACUGUGAACAAGAAGGGAGGAACCUGGAGCUGAGGGACAAAGUCUCACCGUUGGGGAAAUAAGUGGAACUUGUGGCUGGUGAUGGCCUCAUUAGUGGUGUUUCAUGCUUGAUGGAAUUCACUGUAGUGUUCUCUCUUCUGGACAUGAACUGGGCCUAGAGUGGCUUACAACAGAGGGACAGAGGGACUUGGAUCUAAGCCACCUCACUUUGGACCUUUUAAUCUGGUUUUCCAAGGGCAGAGACAGUUAUGGCUCAGCAAACAUAUACCGCUCUCUCUGCGCCCUGGGCUGGGAACUGAAAUGCAGUGUGGAACAAGUUGUGGUCCCUGCCACAUGGCCUCAGGCCCCAGCAGUCCUCCCUGUGUAGGAAGCUGGGAGCUCCUGUUUCCCCUGCUGUGUGUGUGAGUGUGCAUGCUUUUGGCCUCACUUGUCCCCAGCCUUCCUGUCGAUGAAGGACUGUGGUCAAGUGCAAGGGCCCUUGGCUGGCUGUGAGUAGAUAGGCUUUGCAUCUGGCUCAGCCUCCAGGACCAUUGGCUGCCCAUGAGAAAUGAAGAAUGGCGUCUAAAGGGGCUGGCAUGUCUUUCUCCCGAAAGAGCUAUAAGCUGACCUCAGAUGCUGAGAAAUCCAGGGUCACAGGCAUUGUGCAUGAGAAGCUGCUGAAUGACUACUUGCACUGCAUCUUUUCCUCUACUGACCAUGUGCCCCCUGCAGCCACCAGCAGGAAAUUCCUGAACUUCCAGAACCUGCCAGAGCGUCUGGACCAGCUGCUACAGGUGGACAGUGAAGAUGAGGAAAGCCAGGGACAGGUUGAAGGGCGGCUUGGCCCAUCCACAGUGGUACUAGACCACACAGGAGGCUUUGAGGGGCUUCUCCUGGUGGAUGAUGACCUCCUGGAGGUGAUUGGACACAGCAACUUUGGGACUAUCCGCUCUACCACAUGUGUAUACAAAGGGAAGUGGCUCUACGAGGUGCUCAUCUCCUCCCAGGGGCUCAUGCAGAUUGGUUGGUGCACCAUCAGCUGCCGCUUCAAUCAUGAGGAAGGGGUUGGAGACACACCCAACUCCUAUGCCUAUGACGGAAACCGGGUGCGCAAGUGGAAUGUGACCACAACAAAUUAUGGCAAGGCCUGGGCAGCGGGGGACAUUGUGAGCUGUCUGAUUGACCUGGACGCUGGUACUCUCUCCUUUUGCCUGAAUGGUGUGUCACUGGGCACUGCCUUUGAGAACCUGUCCAAGGGCCAGGGCAUGGCCUACUUCCCAGCCAUCAGCCUGUCUUUUAAGGAGUCCGUGGCCUUCAACUUUGGCAGCCGUCCUCUGCGCUACCCAAUGGCAGGCUUCCGGCCUCUGCAGGACCCACCUGGUGCUGACCUGGUGCGGGCACAGAGGUUGCUGGGCUGUUUCCGGGCAGUGCUCAGUGUGGAGCUGGACCCUGUGGAAGGGCGGCUGGUGGAGAAGGAGAGCUCUGAGUGGCAGUUGCAAGGGCAGCCCACUGUCCUCCUCACUCUGGCCCACAUCUUCCAUCGUUUUGCACCACUGCUGCACAAGGUAUACCUGGUAGAGGCUGUGCUCAUAAACUUCCUGCUGGGCAUUGUGGAGAAGGACACACCUGCACAGGCACAGUCCGUGGUGCACCAGGUCUUGGACCUCUUUUGGCUCUUCAUGGAGGACUAUGAGGUACAGGAUUGCCUCAAGCAGUUGAUGAUGUCUCUGCUGCGCUUAUACCGGUUUUCGCCAAUCGUUCCAGACCUGAGCCUGCAGAUCCACUAUCUGAGACUCACUAUCUCCAUCCUGAGGCAUGAGAAGUCCCGCAAAUUUCUGCUUAGCAAUGUCCUCUUCGACAUGCUGCGGUCUGUCAUCUUCUUCUACAUCAAGAGCCCCCUGCGUGUGGAGGAGGCCGGGCUGCAGGAGCUCAUUCCCACCACCUGGUGGCCCUGCUGCUCCAGCAGGGAGGCCAGAGAGAAUAAGGAGGUGAAGGAGGAGACGUCAGAGGAGAGGCUCCGGCGUCGAGCCUAUGAGCGGGGCUGCCAGAGGCUCAAGAAGCGCAUUGAAGUGGUAGAAGAACUUCAGGUCCAAAUCCUGAAGCUGCUGUUGGACAAUAAAGAUGACAGUGGGGGUGAAGCUUCUAGGUAUAUCUUCCUGUCCAAGUUCCGGAAGUUUCUGCAAGAGAAUGCCAGUGGCCGGGGGAAUAUGCCCAUGCUCUGCCCCCCUGAGUACAUGGUCUGCUUUUUGCACCGGCUCAUCUCUGCCCUGCGCUACUAUUGGGAUGAGUACAAGGCUUCCAACCCCCGUGCCUGCUUCAGUGAGGAGGCUUACAUCCCACCCCAGGUCUUCUAUAAUGGCAAAGUGGACUACUUCGACCUUCAGCGCCUUGGGGGGCUCCUCUCACACCUUCGGAAGACCCUCAGAGAUGACCUUGCUGCCAAAGCUAACAUUGUGAUUGACCCACUGGAGCUGCAGGCAGCCACGAUGGAUGACCUGGAUGAGGAUGAGGAGCCAGCCCCGUCUGCAGCCCAGCGCCCCAUGCAAGCCCUGGCCAUGGGAGGGGCACUGCCCCUGCCCCGGCCAGGCUGGCUUAGUUCACCAACUCUGGGCCGAGCCAACCGCUUCCUCAGCACAGCAGCUGUGAGCCUCAUGACCCCACGGCGGCCUCUGAGCACCUCGGAGAAAGUGAAGGUCCGAACACUGAGCGUGGAACAAAGGACUCGUGAGGAUAUUGAGGGCAGCCAUUGGAACGAGGGCCUGCUGCUGGGGCGGCCUCCUGAGGAACCCGAGCAGCCUGUCACCGAGAACUCCCUGCUGGAAGUCCUAGAUGGGGCCAUCAUGAUGUAUAACCUCAGCGUCCACCAGCAGCUGGGCAAGAUGGUGGGUGUGUCCGACGAUGUCAACGAGUAUGCGAUGGCUCUGAGGGACACAGAAGACAAGAUCCGCAGGUGUCCCAAGCGGAGGAAGGAUAUCCUCACAGAAUUGACCAAGAGCCAGAAAGUUUUCUCGGAAAAGCUGGAUCACCUGAGCCGUCGUCUUGCCUGGGUCCACGCCACUGUCUACUCCCAGGAGAAGAUGCUGGACAUCUACUGGCUGCUGCGCAUCUGCCUGCGGACCAUCGAGCAUGGGGACCGUACCGGCUCCCUCUUCGCCUUCAUGCCUGAGUUCUACCUGAAUGUUGCCAUCAACAGCUACAGUGCUCUCAAGAAUUAUUUUGGCCCUGUGCACAGCAUGGAGGAGCUCCCAGGCUACGAGGAGACCCUGACCCGCCUGGCUGCCAUCCUUGCCAAACACUUUGCCGACACACGCAUUGUAGGCACUGACAUUCGAGACUCACUCAUGCAGGCCCUGGCUAGCUACGUGUGUUACCCACACUCCCUACGGGCUGUGGAGCGGAUCCCCAAGGAGCAGCGUGUUGCCAUGGUGAGGAAUCUCCUGGCGCCCUAUGAGCAGCGGCCCUGGGCCCAGACCAACUGGAUCCUAGUGCGGCUCUGGAGGGGCUGUGGGUUUGGAUACCGCUACACACGGCUGCCACAUCUGCUGAAAACCAAACCUGAUGAUGCCAAUUUGCCCAGCCUCCAGAAGCCUUGUCCCUCCACCCUGCUGCAGCAGCACAUGGCAGACCUGCUGCGGCAGGGUCCUGAUGUGGCACCUAGCUUCCUCAACAGUGUCCUGAAUCAGCUCAACUGGGCCUUCUCUGAGUUCAUCGGCAUGAUCCAGGAGAUUCAGCAGGCUGCUGAGCGCCUGGAGCGAAACUUUGUAGAUAGCAGGCAGCUCAAGGUGUGUGCCACCUGCUUUGACCUGUCAGUCAGCCUGCUGCGUGUCCUGGAAAUGACCAUCACGCUGGUGCCUGAGAUAUUCCUCGACUGGGCCUGGCCUACCUCUGAGAUGCUGCUGCGGCGUCUCGCACAGCUGCUGAACCAGGUGCUGAACCGGGUGACAGCUGAAAGGAACCUGUUUGACCGUGUGGUUACCCUGCGGCUGCCUGGUCUGGAGAGCGUGGACCACUACCCCAUCCUGGUGGCAGUAACGGGCAUCCUGGUACGGCUCCUGGUGCAUGGUCCAGCCUCAGAGACAGAGAGAGCCACGUCAGUGCUCCUGGCUGAUCCCUGCUUCCAGCUUAGAUCCAUAUGCUAUCUCCUGGGGCAGCCAGAGCCUCCAGCACCUGGUACUGCCCUGCCUGCCCCAGACCGGAAGCGCUUCUCUCUGCAGAGCUACACAGAUUAUAUCAAUGCUGAGGAGCUGGCCCAAGUGGAGCGGAUGCUGGCUCAUCUGACCUCUGCAUCUGCUCAGGCAGCAGCUGCAUCCCUGCCCACCAGCGAGGAGGACCUCUGCCCAAUCUGCUACGCCCACCCCAUCUCUGCUGUGUUCCAGCCCUGUGGUCACAAAUCUUGCAAAGCCUGCAUCAACCAGCACCUGAUGAACAACAAGGAUUGCUUCUUCUGCAAAGCCACCGUUGUGUCUGUAGAGGACUGGGACAAGGUAGCAAAUACAGGCACCACCUCCUCGGCUCCCUAGGGCUACCUAACCCAUGGGCUGAUCUUAGAACCUCCACCCUUGAAUCCAGACCCAGGCCGAGCCCUAUUUAUGAGCGCCCUCUGCCCUGUCCCCCAUUGCCACCCCCCCCCCACCAUGUCCAAUCUCCUCCUCGCCUGCCUGUAGCCUUGUUGCUGGGAGCCCAGCCAUGAUCCUAAUUAUGCCUGUGCUUGACUUUCAGUCAGGGCCAUAGUGAGCAUUAAAUUAUUAUUGCAUACAA